GACUCACAGCCGGUAUUGAUGCACGCAUUAGCUAGCUGCCGUUAUACUUAUGCAGACUGAUACACAUCUGCUUUAGCAUCUUUAUUGAUACCUUGUAAACGCAUCUGUGCUUGCAAAAAUGACAACGUUGUCUUUGCUUAUGACAACCAUUUCGUUGGCAGUAAUAGCUGCGGAAUCGUCCGUGUAUUUUCGAGAGCAAUUUGAGGACGGAGAUAACUGGAAAACCCAAUGGGUGGAAUCCAAGCACAAAUCAGACUAUGGGAAGUUUGUGCUUUCUGCCGGCAAAUUUUAUGGAGAUGCGGAGAAGGACAAGGGCCUGCAGACCAGUCAGGACGCUCGCUUUUACUCCGUGUCAUCCCGGUUCAAGGACUUCAGCAACAAGGACCAACCACUGGUAGUGCAGUUUACAGUCAAACAUGAGCAGAGCAUAGACUGUGGUGGAGGCUACAUUAAGCUUUUCCCCUCUGACCUCAAUCAAGAAGACAUGCAUGGAGAUUCCACAUACAAUCUUAUGUUUGGUCCUGAUAUCUGUGGCCCUGGCACCAAAAAGGUUCAUGUGAUCUUCAAUUACAAGGGCAAGAAUCAUUUGAUUAACAAAGAUAUCAGGUGCAAGGAUGACGAAUACACCCACUUGUACACGCUUAUUGUUAAUCCUGACAACACAUAUGAGGUGAAGAUUGACAAUAAGAAGGUGGAAUCUGGAUCUUUGGAGGCUGAUUGGGACUUCUUGCCACCAAGGAAGGUCAAAGAUCCUGACGCCAAGAAGCCAGAAGACUGGGACGAGAGGGAGAAGAUUGAUGAUCCUGAUGACAAGAAACCCGAGGACUGGGAUAAGCCUGAGAACAUUCCGGAUCCUGAUGCCAAGAAACCUGAUGACUGGGAUGAUGAGAUGGAUGGAGAAUGGGAGCCUCCCAUGGUCACCAACCCUGAGUACAAUGGUGAGUGGAAGCCAAAGCAGAUUGACAAUCCUGCCUACAAGGGUAAAUGGGUGCACCCGGAGAUUGAUAAUCCUGAAUAUACUCCUGAUCCUGAGAUCUACAAAUAUAAUAGCAUAGCAGUAAUUGGUCUGGACCUGUGGCAGGUGAAGUCUGGUACAAUUUUCGACAACUUCUUAAUUACCAAUGACCCAAAACUAGCAGAAGAGGUUGGAAAUGAGACAUGGGGAGCAACAAAGGAUGCUGAGAAAAAGAUGAAGGACAGUCAAGAGGAGGAGGAAAGAAACAAACGUGAAGAAGAGGAAAAGAAAAGAAGGGAAGAGGCAAAGGAUGAUGAGGAGGAAGAGGACAAGGAUGAAGACGAGGAAGAAGAUGAUGAUGAUGAUGAUGAUGAUGAUGAUGAAGAAGAGGGAGAGGAGGAUGAGGAAGAAGAAGAAACAGACUCUAAACUCAAAGAUGAGUUGUAAAACUUAUGAAGAAAGAGGAACUGAUUAAGAAAUUCCUUGACUCAUGGUACAAUGGAGAGUAUGAUAGCAGCUGGACUAUUGUGGACAUUCCUUUGUCUCCAAGAUAUUUGACUGAAAUGUUCUGUUCUGAUGGUGCAAAAAGUAUUCAUAACUUAAUUGUUCAUCAAGCUUUGUUUUUUGCCAAGUAUGUCCCAAACAUCCCAAUAUGUCCCAGCAGGGGUGGUAUGCAGAGAAACUGAUCUAAAGGGAAUUGUCUGUGUGUGUGAGUCUUGUUUUAAAGAAAAAAGGUUUACACACAUGCAAAAAAUAGUGAUGGAUUGGGAGCAUUAUCCAGUAUGAGUAGAAGGUUUGUGUAACUUCAAAAAUACAAACAGGAAAUAUAUCCCACAACACUAAUAGUUUAAAAACACUAAAACCAUUUCUCAACAUUUGAAGUAAUUCUGUAAAAUGUAUGGAGCCACAUAGAAUUAAACUGAACAUGUUUAGUUCAUUUUUUCUUUUCUUUUUUUCCCCGCCUUUUAUCAUGUAGCAUUGGUGUUCUGUUCUUACUGAGUACUGUUACUGCAUACAUCUGAUAAGGUUCAUCUUGUAAUUUUGUAAAGUAGGGUUCUAAUGGAUUGCUGCUCAUUGCUUGUGUGUAUGAAGGAGAGAGCAACAGAUUGAAGAGAACUGGUCCUUGCAUGUCCUGUUUCCUUUCAUUUCCAGCUCUAAUCUAAAGCUAGCAUUUGACAUUGAGUGGUCUAGAAAUGUCAAGUGAAGUUCUUCUGCAGUCUUGUUUACAGACAUGUCUGCUGUUUUAUUCUUAAACAGAAACUUCACAGCCGUUGUGAAAAUGCACUGCUGUAGACUAAACGGGAAGGGAAUACCACAAAGCUGAUUUUAUGGGUAAUAAGUGAAGCAAGAUUGAGAUCUAUAAAUAUAUUGCAGCCCAAGAAUGUCUUUAGUUUUACCAGAAGUUAGGGUGCUCUCCCAUAGAUCCUGCUUUGCAGUUCUAACUGAAUGUGACUCAGCUUUGUUGUAUAUCCUUCAUAUUUAUCCAAGCAAAAUACGUUUGAAACUAUUAAGAUAUUUUGUACUUGUGGCUUUUGUUGUUGUUGUUUUUUGUUUGUUUAGGGGGGUGGGGUUGGGAGAAUGUUAAAAUCACAAUUUUAGAGAGAGCUGGUAUGGAUGUUGGCCUUGUGUAUAAAAGAGAUACAAAGUCUAUUA
Messenger RNA from Electrophorus electricus (electric eel), 2608 nucleotides. It is a transcript of the gene calr, whose product is annotated as calreticulin. The record is from RefSeq and is a predicted model, not a curated record. Gene Ontology annotation, biological process: ERAD pathway; protein folding. Gene Ontology annotation, cellular component: endoplasmic reticulum membrane; endoplasmic reticulum. NCBI's taxonomy places the organism in Eukaryota, Metazoa, Chordata, Actinopteri, Gymnotiformes, Gymnotidae. Gene Ontology annotation, molecular function: calcium ion binding.